Messenger RNA from Enterobius vermicularis (human pinworm), 204 nucleotides. The record is from the annotation of a GenBank genome assembly. Lineage: Eukaryota; Metazoa; Nematoda; Chromadorea; Rhabditida; Oxyuridae.
AUGUCAAUUGCAACUAGCCGUCAGUCAUCGCGAAGUUUCGUUGACUUGACUCUGCUGAGCUGUGUGCUGAAUACAGAGGGCGACAUUGAUUUGGAGCCAGAUGAGAUGAAGGAUCUUCGGUCGUUUACUGGAGUUCGAAGUGCAUAUCGGAUAAUGGCAGUUUCGCCAGAUGGACAACACGUAUUGUUCAAGUUAGUUGGUUAA